GCUUUCUCCUCUUAACAGGUCUCUGCUGUUUCUUCCUGACCUCACCAAACAGCCAUGUCAUCAGAGUCGAGCAAGAAGCGGAAGCCCAAAGUGAUCCGAAGUGAUGGGGCUCCAGUGGAAGGGAAGCGGAAUCGUUCUGACCCCGAGCAGGAAGGCAAAUACUACAGUGAGGAGGCUGAGGUGGACCUGCGGGACCCUGGAAGAGACUAUGAGCUGUACAAGUACACGUGCCAGGAGUUGCAGCGGCUCAUGGCCGAGAUCCAGGACCUGAAGAGCAGGGGAGGCAAGGAUGCGGCAGCUGAGAUUGAAGAUCGCAGGAUCCUGAGCUGUGUUCAUUUCAUGACUCUAAAGAAGCUUAACCGAUUAGCCCACAUCAGGUUGAAGAAAGGACGAGAUCAGACCCAUGAGGCCAAGCAGAAAGUGGACGCGUAUCACCUGCAGCUCCAGAACCUGCUGUACGAGGUGAUGCACCUGCAGAAGGAGAUCACUAAAUGUCUGGAGUUCAAGUCAAAGCAUGAAGAAAUUGACCUGGUCAGUGUAGAGGAGUUUUAUCAGGAGGCUCCUCCAGAUAUCAGCAAGGCUGAGAUCACCACGGGAGACCCUCACCAGCAAACCCUUGCACGUCUGGACUGGGAGUUGGAGCAGCGGAAAAGGUUGGCGGAGAAGUACCGCGAGUCCCUCUCCAACAAGGAGAAGAUCCUUAAGGAGAUUGAAGUGAAGAAGGAAUACCUGAGCAGCCUCCAGCCUCGCCUGAACAGCAUCAUGCAGGCUUCCCUCCCGGUGCAAGAGUACCUGUUCAUGCCUUUUGACCAGGCUCACAAACAAUAUGAGACGGCCAGACACCUGCCGCCUCCCCUCUAUGUCCUCUUUGUCCAGGCCACUGCGUAUGGGCAGGCCUGUGCUCAUAUGAAAUCCUCCCAGCCCCCUAGACAGGAUAAAACACUGUCUGUGGCGAUCGAAGGCAGUGUGGAUGAAGCCAAGGCCCUGUUUAAGCCUCACGAGGAAUCCCAAGAUGACGAGAGCGACUCGGAUGCCGAGGAGGAGCAGACCACGAAACGCCGGCGACCCACACUGGGAGUUCAGUUGGAUGACAAACGCAAGGAGAUGCUGAAGAGGCACCCGCUGUCCGUCAUGCUGGACCUGAAGUGCAAAGAUGACAGUGUGCUUCACCUGACGUUCUACUAUCUCAUGAACCUCAACAUCAUGACAGUAAAAGCCAGAGUGACAACUGCCACGGAGCUGAUCACCCCCAUCAGUGCAGGUGACUUGCUGUCUCCUGACUCAGUCCUGAGCUGUUUGUAUCCUGGGGAUCAUGGAAAGAAAACGCCGAAUCCAGCCAAUCAGUACCAGUUUGAUAAAGUGGGCAUCCUGACUCUGAGAGACUACGUGCUUGAUUUAGGACACCCCUACUUGUGGGUACAGAAGCUGGGCGGCCUCCACUUCCCUAAAGAGCAGCCCCAGCCCACAGUGAUCGCUGACCACUCGCUGAGCUCCAGCCACAUGGAGACCACCAUGAAACUGCUAAAGACCAGAGUGCAGUCCCGCCUGGCCCUCCACAAACAGUUCGCGUCCCUGGAACAUGGCAUUGUACCAGUUACUAGCGAUUGCCACUACCUCUUCCCUGCAAAGGUUGUCUCUCGCCUGGUGAAGUGGGUGACGAUUGCCCAUGAGGAUUACGUGGAGCUGCAUUUCACCAAGGACAUUGUGGAGGCAGGACUGGCUGGGGACACCAAUCUCUACUACAUGGCACUCGUGGAAAGGGGCACAGCCAAACUCCAGGCAGCUGUGGUGCUGAACCCCGGCUACUCCUCCAUCCCACCCAUUUUCCAGCUCUGUCUGAACUGGAAAGGGGAGAAAACCAACAGCAAUGAUGACAAUAUCCGGGCCAUGGAGAGCGAGGUCAACGUGUGCUACAAGGAGCUGUGUGGGCCCCGGCCCGGCCAUCAGCUCCUGACCAACCAGCUGCAGCGCCUGUGCGUGCUGCUGGACGUCUACCUGGAGACCGAGAUCCACGAUGACAGCGUGGAGGGGCCCAAGGAGUUUCCCCAGGAGAAGAUGUGUCUGCGGCUUUUCAGGGGCCCCAGCAGGAUGAAGCCGUUUAAAUAUAACCAUCCUCAAGGAUUCUUCAGCCAUCGCUGACCUGCUCGGCCUGUGGUUUCCCCUGGGCCCUGUGCUGUGCGUCCGCUUCCUCUUCUGUUCCACAUGUGGCUCCUGAUAGUCUCCAAAGACAGGUUUUAUAUUUCUAGCCAAUUAAAGUGUCAUCUGACGAAGUG
Molecule: messenger RNA, 2273 nt
Organism: Myotis davidii
Lineage: Eukaryota; Metazoa; Chordata; Mammalia; Chiroptera; Vespertilionidae
Gene: THOC5
Product: THO complex 5
Exons: 20
Coding region: 55-2139 (694 amino acids)
Biological process (GO): positive regulation of DNA-templated transcription, elongation; mRNA export from nucleus
Cellular component (GO): THO complex part of transcription export complex
Molecular function (GO): mRNA binding
Source: RefSeq, a predicted model, not a curated record